UUAACCACCUGUCGCAUUUAUUAGUUAUUUUAUUCAUGAUUCCUUUUAAUAUAUUUCAGCUACAAUGCCAGGAAAAAUGAUUUGUGAGGUCCUCAUCGAAGCUUUCAUGGCGCCUCACAAACGUCUCAAAGGAACUGAGAGAGGGCAAAGAUUAAUAGACUCUGUUAAUUUUGCAUUAGAGUCUAGAUUCCCGCACCUCAAGAAUGUAAGGCGGCAUUGGAAUUUUCGGAGUAUGAAUAAUGGUCCAAAAUCACCAAUCUCAAAAACAUCCCACAAACAACGACACCACGGAUUCAACAACCGGAAGGCAUCAUUACGAAGAAACAAGAACAACAACUCCGAUACCACACAUCGUCCACACAAACGAAGCAGAAUUGUCAAAGACCCAACAGAGAAACUACACGAUGAAUAUAACUACGAGAGGUUAUUACGGAGGAAUAUGUACAAACCAAACAGUCUUGAGUUACAAAGUGAAAGAGACCGGACAGCGACGACGACCAACACACAAAAGAGAUUCAAUAUCAUAACACCAGGAUACAACAUGCAACCCGCAACGAAGUCAACGAAAAAAACGACAACAACGCCAUGGGCUCAAACCUUCCCGCAUUUAGAAAUGAGGAGAACAACCGACUAUUACUACGAAUAA
Messenger RNA from Trichoplusia ni (cabbage looper), 646 nucleotides. RefSeq lists its product as uncharacterized. The transcript is spliced from 2 exons. The record is from RefSeq and is a predicted model, not a curated record. NCBI's taxonomy places the organism in Eukaryota, Metazoa, Arthropoda, Insecta, Lepidoptera, Noctuidae. Bases 65 to 646 code for a protein of 193 amino acids.